Molecule: messenger RNA, 2157 nt
Organism: Adineta steineri
Lineage: Eukaryota; Metazoa; Rotifera; Eurotatoria; Adinetida; Adinetidae
Source: the annotation of a GenBank genome assembly
AUGUUACAUCAUAUUUUUGAUUAUUGUGAUAUGAUAACGAUUCUUCUAUCAAUUCGGUCUGUCUGCAAAUAUCUUCAUACUGCUACUAAUAUUUAUAAUCGAUUGGAAUUGAAAUAUGAUCCAUUUUCAACGUUGAAAUAUCAUAUACUUCCUCGUUUUAUUAUUCAACCUGAACGUAUUGUUUCAUUGAUUAUCAUUAAUAAAAACAGUAACAAAUAUGAUGCACUUUCUUCAUUCGACAAAAUUUUCAACAUUAGACAAUUCACUCGACUUCGUUUCUUGACUCUUGAUGGUAUCGAUUGUGAAAUAGCAAAGAAUUUUUUAGCGAAAAUUUCUUCUGAGUCGUUGACUACGCUUUGGAUUUGUAUGAACGAUGCAGAAACAUCUAUUCAUAUCUUAUCAACUGCUACUCGAUUCGAUCUUCGAAAGCUCGUCCUGAAUAAAUCAAAUUUAAUAAUGAUACGCGAUAUUUCAUGGCCAAUACAAUGGAAACUAAGGCAUUUAGAAAUAGGUAUUUGUACUUCAAGUCAAUAUCAUACUAUUAUCGAACAAAAUCCUCAUUUACAAACAUUUGUAAUGGAAGAUUGUGUUGGAUAUCAUGAAGAUUCUCGUAUGAUGACAAGUAGAUCAUUUGAUCAACCAUGUGCUUCAAUAUUGAAGUCUUUAACUAUCAUGGGAUGUUCUCUCAGUUUAGAAGAACUAGAAUUGUUACUUUCAUGGACACCGACACUUAUCGAUUUGGAACUCAUUUUCCAUAGAAAUUUGUUUGAUUCUGCAUUGGAUGGCUAUUGCUUGGAACAAAUUAUCAAAAGCAAUUUACCAUUACUACGUCAAUUUACCUUUUACCUUUCAUAUAAAUAUUUCUCUCGAUCUGAUAAUCCUCCAAAUAGCAUUAAAUCGAUUAUAGUACCGUUUCGAACACCAUUUUGGCUUGAAGAAAAACGUUGGUAUGUUACCUGUGAUCACGUACUUGAAAUGCAGGUGAUCAGACUCUAUACAAUCCCAGCGAAAAUUAAACAUGAAUCUACACUUUGGUACGACAACUUAUUUGAUAAUAUGCCAUUCCAUGCAAGGCGACUAUACUUAUACUAUCGAAGACUAAACUCUGUAUUCUCAGAACAUGGAAUGAAAUAUAUGAAUAAUCUAAUCCGAUGUGAAAUAUCGUCGACAGAUGAUAUCUGCCGACUUAUUCGAACAUCAUCCAAUAAAACAAAUGAAGAUGCCAUACUAGAUCUUAGCAAGUGCAAUAUAGAUAACAAUACGGUACAAGAUCUCGCCGAUGCUUUGGAGCAGGACAAUACCUGUGUUACAUUAAAUCUGUCGAAGAAUAGUAUUCAAGAUAUUGGAGCUCAAUAUCUCGCUAAUAUGCUGGAACAUAAUACGACACUCAACUCAAUAGAUCUUAGUGACAAUAAAAUCGGUGAUUUAGGAGCUCAAUUUCUUAUUGAAUGUUUAAAACAUAAUACCACACUCAUGAAACUUAAUCUAAACGGUAAUUCAGGUCAGUCUUGCUUAGCUGUUGAAGCCAUACUCAAAAUUCGCACUGAUGGAAUACUUAUCAAAUUGAAUCUUAGUAGUAAUCAAAUCGACGCUUCUGGAGCACAAUAUCUCGCAGAAGCUUUGCAAUAUAAUCAGACAACAGUAACGAGUUUAAAUAUAUCGAACAAUUCUAUUGGACCAGAGGGUGCACAAUUUUUUGCUAAUACAUUACGAAAUGCCUACAUUCAGACACUAAAUGAACUGAUUCUGUCAAAUAAUCGAAUCGGUGAUACUGGAGUACAAUAUCUUUGUGAUGCUUUAAAAGAAAAUACAACAUUAACAAUACUUGAUCUUAGUAGUAAUCAAAUUGUAGGUCAAGGUAUAUUACAUCUAGCAGAUGCUUUAAAGAAUAAUACAACACUUACUACACUGUAUUAUCGAAACAAUCGAAUGCAAUCCAUUGACACAAAAUAUCUUGGUGAUGCUUUGAAAUGUAACAACUCACUAACAUCACUAAGCCUUCAAUGUAAUGAAAUUGGUGAUAAUGGAGCAAUGCAUCUUGCUGAUGCUUUGAAAAAUAAUAGGGUAUUAAAAAAGAUUUAUUUGGGUAGAAAUGAUAUUUCCACAAAAGUAUGGGAUGAAUUAACAUCGAUUGAUGAAAAAGAAGUGUUGAAUUAG